Messenger RNA from Stegastes partitus (bicolor damselfish), 2813 nucleotides. RefSeq names its product E3 ubiquitin-protein ligase KCMF1-like. NCBI's taxonomy places the organism in Eukaryota, Metazoa, Chordata, Actinopteri, Pomacentridae. The record is from RefSeq and is a predicted model, not a curated record. Bases 124 to 1293 code for a protein of 389 amino acids. The transcript has 6 exons. Gene Ontology annotation, molecular function: zinc ion binding. Gene Ontology annotation, biological process: synaptic signaling. Gene Ontology annotation, cellular component: plasma membrane.
GAUCCUUCAUGAGGGAAGAGGCCAGGGACAGCCAGCCAGCCCCGGCUUCUCUUCUCUUCACCCAUAUUAUUCUGUACUGCAAGCCAGGGAGCCCGAGCAGGGGGCUGCCUUAGUGUUCGUAGGAUGUCCCGUCAUGAAGGCGUGAGCUGCGAUGCGUGUUUAAAGGGCAACUUCAGAGGUCGACGGUACAAAUGUUUAAUUUGCUACGACUACGAUCUGUGCGCGUCGUGCUACGAGAGCGGCGCCACCACGACCAGACACACCACAGAGCAUCCCAUGCAGUGUAUAUUAACCAGAGUCGACUUUGACCUGUACUAUGGUGGAGAAGCCUUCUCGGUGGAGCAGCCCCAGGCCUUCACAUGUCCCUACUGUGGCAGGAUGGGCUACACGGAGAUCUCCCUGCAGGAGCAUGUGGCUGCAGAGCACACAGAGACCUCCACAGAAGUGCUUGACGGCCGACGUCACGACGAGUCCAGCGGGGUGCGGCACGUGAGGAGGAUGUUUCACCCCGGUCGCGGCUUAGGGGGUCCGCGAGCCCGCAGGUCCAACAUGCAUUUCACCAGCAGCACCACAGGGGGGCUCUCCACCAGUCAGAGUUCCUCACAGAGCUCCAACUACAGCAGAGAGGCCAUGGACCCCAUAGCAGAGCUGCUGUCCCAGUUGUCGGGGGUCCGGCGCUCGGCGGGAGGCCAGCUCAGCUCGGGCCCGUCGGCCUCACAGCUCCAGCAGCUUCAGAUGCAACUCCAGCUGGAGCGCCAGCAGGCCCAGGCGGCGCGGCAGCAGCUGGAGACCGCCCGGAACGCCACCCGAGGCGGUGGCCGAGCCAAUGCAAUCCUCAACACCAAUUCAGCCGCUGCAAACCCCAACCCCAGCGCCAACCACAACACCAACCCCAGUCCUAACCCGGGUCCGCCGGAGCCCAACACACAGCAUACUGCACAUAGCUCCCAGUUUCUACUCAGCAGGCUGAGCGAACCGCGGCUGUCCGAGGCCGAGCGGCAGGCGUGCGAGGCCCAGUGGGCCGACCGGAGCCUGUUCGUGACGGAGCUGCUGCUGUCCACGCUGCUGCCCGACGAGGACGCCUCGGCCUCCUCCUCCGAGGACGAGGAUGACUGUCACGGCUCGUUGCGGAACUUCGCCGACUUCGAGGCGAUGGGCUGCGUCGAAGUCAUGACCUUGGACGUGGCGCUGGAAAACCUCAACCUCAAGGAGACGACCCCGGCCGCCAAGACGACGAAAACGACGACUAAAGCGGCGCCGACGAAGAAAGAGCCUCCGGCGCCGCCCCUUUGAUGACAUGGCCGCUCCCUCCCCUAAAAAAAAAAAAAAAAAGAAACCACCAUUGUAACUGGCUGACUGCCGAGUCGGUCCAACUGCCAAUGGAUGACAAAAAAGACUGCAGUUCUUUUUGGCUUUUUUUUUUUUUUUUUUUUUUUUUUGUUUUUUCUCUCAGUGAUUGUCAUUUCAGCUCUGUCGCUCCCCCACUCCACCCCAUGUUUUACGUUGUGUACAUUGAAUAAAAGUAGUGAGACGAGAGAAUGUGAAAGCAGAGCAAAGCGUGGUGGGUGCGUGAGAGAGAGAAAGGAAGAAUAACUAUAUAAAUAUAUUAUAGAAGAAUCUAUAUGAAAGUUGAUAAUCAGUUCCACAUAACCCGUGUUUCCUCUAGCAGAUGAGCAAAGCGUAGCUAGCCGUUCUAAGAGACAAAAAAAACUCGUCACACACUCACCGAGGGAGAGGACCACCGACGCCUCUCCGGUUUAAAAAAAAAAAAAAAAAAACAAGACAAAAAAACGCUGCUGUGUAUUUAUAGUUAUAAAUUAAAGAAGUGCUUGGAUGGUUUACCACAACUUAAGCAUGAGCUUAAAUCACCAUGUGCCCAUUUUUAACUGCACAGUCACCAGACGGGGAGGUCGCUCUCUUUUGUUCGGACACCUGAGUAACUGUAAAGUCAUGGCGCCGGGUGCCGCGUCGCUGGCAUUCCUGCGCCGCUCACACACACACACACACACACACACACACAUAAACACACAUAAACAGACUGUGUUUGGUUACCUUCAUGUCCCCCCUCCUCCUCCCUCCUCCUCCCCCUUUGUGUGACAUCACCUGUUUUGGGUCAUGUGACCUUGCUUUAUAUCGACUGUGGGCACUUUGGUUUUGAAUUGCAUAUCCGGUGUCCGUUUGUGUACACUACAGAUGCUCUACGUAGAAGGCGAUACAACAGAGAUGGAACAAUCUCUCGACCGUUUUCAGGCCUUUUCUAACAUGGAAGGAACACGACGCUGGUCUUCUUACGGUUGUUUUCUUUUUGUUUUUUCUUUCCCCUCCUCUCUUUCUCUUUCUCUUUCUCUCUCUGUCUCACUUUCACUCUUUUCCAGAAGACCAGACGCUUCUUUCUCAAGCUUCCCGUGAUCUGAAAUUAAUCUUCUCUCCAUUACUCAUGAAUGCAAAGAUUUACUCAUCAUGUGACUUGAAGGAGAGAAUCCUGUAUUGCUCUUUCCAUUAAUUUCUCUCAGUCAACAACAAAAAAACACAAAACAAAACAAAAAAAACAAAAACAACGAUCUUUGUAUGCCUCCACUGCUACCUGAAGAAAUGCAAACGUAUGUUUUUUGGCCCGGCAGAGACGAGCCAAAUCACAGGGUAACCCCUUUUCAGUUUGGAGGACAAUAAACAUGUUUUUUGGAUGGAAAUGAACUAACCCAAUCCUGCUCUCUGGUUUGUGUUUUUACUUUCUAUUUUUCUCGGUUGCUAACUUCUUUUGGCGAGCAUGUACAGAAUAUGGUUCAAAAAUAAACACCUAUCUUACAGGUCGA